AUGGAAGGGAGGGGAAGGGAAGGAGAGGGGGGAGGAGGAGAGGAGGAGAAGGCAGGGAGGGUAGAGGGGAGAGGGGAGGAGAGGGGUAGAGAGAGCGGUAGAGGGAGAAGAGAAGAGGGGGGGAGGGAGAGGAGAGAAGAGGGGGAGAAGGGGGAACGAGAGGGAAGAGGAGGAGGAAACAGGGAGGUGUGGAAGGGAAAGGGAAGGGGGGGGGGGAGGAAGAGGAGAGGACUGGAUGAAGGAACAGGAGGUGGGGGGAGGGGGGAGGGAAGGAGAGGGGAGAGGAGAAGGAUGAGAGAAGGGAGGAAAGGAGGGAAGAAAGAGAUAAAGAGAGGAGGGGAAGGGGAGAGGAGGGGGAGGAGGGAAAGGAUGGAUGGGAGAGAGAGGAGAGGGGGAAGAGGGGGGAGGAGCAAGUGGGAGAGGAAGGUGAGGGGGGAGAGAGGGAGAGGAAGAGAGAGGGGGAGGGAAAGGGAGAGGGAGGAGAAGGGAGGAGAGGAAGGAGAGAGAGGGGAGAGGGAAGGGAAGGAGGAGAGAGGGCGAGGGGAAGAGGUAAGGGGAAGGGAGGAGAUAGGUGGUGGAUGGAGUGGGGAGGGGAGGGAGGAGAAGGAGAGGGGGGAGGGCGGGGGGAAAGGGAGGGAGGUAGGGGAAGUGGGAGGAAAAGGAGAGAAGGAGAGCACGGAGGAGGGAGGAGGAAAGAGGGAGGAACGAAGGAAAAUGAGGAGUGGGACGAGAGAGAGAGGAGAGGGAGGAAAAGGGGAGAAAGGGGGAGGGGGGAAGAGGAGGGAGAGGAGGGGGGGGAGGGAGGAGGGGAGGGAGGAUGAGGGGAGAGGGGGGAGGGGAGCAAGAAGGGGGGGAGGAAGGAAGAGAGAGAGGAGAGGAGGGAGGGGGAAGGAAGGGGAAGAGGAGGGAGGAGUGAAGGAGAGACGAGGG
Messenger RNA from Arctia plantaginis, 930 nucleotides. The record is from the annotation of a GenBank genome assembly. NCBI's taxonomy places the organism in Eukaryota, Metazoa, Arthropoda, Insecta, Lepidoptera, Erebidae.